Centropristis striata (black sea bass) is the source of this 4266-nucleotide messenger RNA. RefSeq lists its product as uncharacterized. Gene Ontology annotation, biological process: protein polyubiquitination; ubiquitin-dependent protein catabolic process. Gene Ontology annotation, molecular function: ubiquitin protein ligase activity; protein binding. The coding region runs from base 595 to 3918 and encodes 1107 amino acids. The transcript is spliced from 20 exons. The record is from RefSeq and is a predicted model, not a curated record. Lineage: Eukaryota; Metazoa; Chordata; Actinopteri; Perciformes; Serranidae.
UUCUUGUCUGUUUUACCUUUCUUAGCACGCACCACGCUUUAGUCGACAGGAAGUGACGUGCCAAAAUAGAACUACAACUUCUUCUUCUUCUCCUCCUACUCCGUACUCUACUGCCGUCUGCCGUUUUGAAGAACUACUUAUCUCAACAUUUUAAAUUAUUAUUAUUAUUUUGUUAUUUACUUGAUAACGGCUGAGAAAACAUACUUCAACAAACACAGUUUAUUUUUAUUUCUUUACAUUUAUUUUUUUCGGGGGAAAAAAAGCAUUUAACAAAUUUCACAGACUAGUUUUAUAAACGACCAAAAUGUUUUUGGUCUUAUUGUUUCAUAUUAGUCAUUGGGCGAUUUUUUAAAUAAAAAACGAAUGCGUUGAAAUAAUUUAAAGGCUAGGCUUAUAAACUAACUAGCAUUAGCUGAAGUACUUUAAUAGCGAAGGUGUUCUUGUUACUAUGGUAACCCAAGGCGUCAGGGAGGUAAAUGUAGCUGCUGGCAUGUCAGACGAUACAGCAGUUAAAGUACGUUUAGGAUUUUGGACCGUACACACCUACUGUUGUAGCUGAGCACAAGUAAACCAGUCGUGAAAGAGGCUUGAGACAUGGAUAACUGUGAUUUGGAGAAGCUGUCUGUCUCCUGUGGGAAACUGCAUCCAGCGUUCACAGCAGAAGUUACAGACUACAAAGUGACAGUGGAGAGCAAUGUCAGCAAAGUGACUUUGGACCUGAUUACCAGUGACUGUGGAGCUACAUACAGUGUUCUAUUUGGUGACGGCUCCAGCACCAUUAAACUGAAUAAUGGGUUAAACAGAGUGGAAAUUGAGGUGGUAGCUGAGGAUGGCACUUUAAAGAAAUACUGUGUGGAAAUCACCAGGCUCUCUGCAAAGGUUGCAGAACUCAGUGAUCUGGCUUUGGAAGGAGAUAUUCUACUUCAUCCAGCAUUUUGCACAAAAAUCUACGAAUAUAACAGCAUUGUUCCCUUUCACUGUAAUGCUGUGACCCUGCUCCCCAAGGUGCCAGACAAAAACAUAAAGGUUACAGUGAAUCAGGGAGACAGCUCUCAACCAGUCCCGCUGAAUUUUGGAGACACUGUGGUGGAGAUCUCAGUUUGUUCAGCAGAUGGCAGUAAUUCACAGGUGUACACAGUGUUGGUGACUCGAGGGCUAUUUCCUGUGGCUGUGACCUUCACUGAUGGGAAACAGCAGCUGGACUAUGAAUGUCCAGUAUCUCUGAGUGCUUUCUAUAGACCUGUGUCUAUCAACCACAGUGACCCAAAGCACAUCUUCUCAAGGCCUCAUAUCGAGAUGUUGGCACGUAGAUCAAAAGUCGACCCACUUAGCGGCUGUCCUCUGAGAGACGGCUGGAAGGUUGUCGAACUGGACCUUGACAGGAAGAUGUCGGCUGCUCUGGUCAAGUGUUUCUUUACUUACAGAGGAUGUGACAGUGUGAUGAAACUGUCUGAGCUGGGGUCACACUCCAUGGACUGUCCACACAAGCCCUCAGGGGACCUGGAUGCAAAGAAUGUCACAGAGACUGAUUGGUACAAGAAACACUUUGCAUCAUCCAGUUGUUUGGAGAUCGAGACUAAACACAGUUUGGAGGUGCGUAACUGGGAGAAAAGACUACAAAUGUCAGUGGAAGAAGACAAUGUGGACAGACUGUGUGCUUUGGCUCAGGAUAACCUGAAACUCUACCGGCAACACCUUCCAAAACCUGGGGACGUGUUGCUGUAUGAUGAUGGCCAGUCUCCUUUACAUAGCCUGGAGCAGGCCGCUGUCCACUAUGCAUCUGCUAUCAGACUCAGCUGCAGAGAAGCCAGACUCCACUUCCUGCUUGGUCUCGUUCUGGAGGAGCAGUACUAUGCUACAGAGAUGUAUGGCCUCCAGAGGAAGACGGACAGACACAGAGAUGAAUUAAGCGAUGCCAAAUCAACAGCACGCCAAGACGACAUCCUGGCUGUGUGCAAGCUCCACGGUUUCCUUGGCACGCCCACGGUGGAGAACCAGCUGCAGGCCUUGGAUAAAGAAUACCAGCAGCUCAGAGAGCAGGGGCAGUCCAGCAAAGCAGACUAUGUUCAGACACUCUACAUCUGGCUCUCAAAGAAAUCUGGCAAGGACAGCAGUGCAGCUGUGCUGGAUGAAGAGAGUUGUGUUCACCGGGCCCUGAUGAAGUACCUGGAUGCCUGGUCUCUGAGUCCUGACAGCUGGGAGUACAGCCUCCACGUAGGCAGGCUUCUGCUUCUGCAGGGGAGGAGCAGGGAAGCCCUGCAGCACCUCCAGAGUGGCCUGGCACUGCGCCCACUACAUCCUGCACUCAGAUUCUUCACUGGGCUGUCUCUGCUGCAGCAGGAGCAGAAAGCCUCUGAGAACACAGAGAAGGAAGCUGCUCUGUUCUUGCAUCAAGGACUGGAGCACUUUGUCAGCCAGCGAUGCAGCAAGAGCUGGGUGGAGCAGGAUCUGUCAGACCCUCUGUCCAGCAUCAGCACACACUUCCUGCGAGGCCUUCUCACUCUGGGCCAGCUGCAGCAGAGAAACACACUGUCUGGGAAGGCCAUGAGUGCAGAGCAGGUCUAUCACAUCGUAGCAGUGCUGACUGCCCAGAGUGUGAGUCAGUGUGUGUGUCGUGGCGAGGUAAGGGAGCAGCUGGAGUGGGUGCUCCUGGAUGCUCACUUCUCCAUGCUGCAGAGACUGAUCCAGCAGGGUGAGCGUCAGGCCAAGUCUGACAUCGAGAGGCAGUCCCUGGUGGCAAAGAGAUGCCAGGCCCUCACAGCUCUCAUACGCCUCAGCUCUAUCGCCCCCUGUCAGGAACUGCUGGACAUGCAAGAGAGGGCAUGCCAGCUAGCAGUAGUGACCACACCACGGGACAGCCAUGCCCUAUGUCUCCUGGGUCUGGCACAGCUGGCCCAAUAUGACAGCAACCCAAAUUCAGACAGGUCAAAAGAAGCCAUAAGUGAUGCCUGCCUCAGCUUCCAGGCCAGCAUUGAGCUGGAACACAAGACUCAGAGUGGAGAGCCACUUGAACAGCUGAGCAAACAAAAAUGGUGGCAGGACCGGCAAGAGGCUGAAAGUGCGAAAGCUGCCAAGCAGCCCAUCACCCAACCAGCAGGAGUGAAAGGGCCCUCUGACUCCAGUGUGGCCAAGAGAGGAGCUAAGCGUGGCAGGGGCGGGCCUGGUCAAGGGCGCGUGGUACCAGCUGUGACCAAAGCUGCUGCUCCUACAGCUACAGCCCCCAUCAGGGGAGGCAAAGCUGCCCAGCCUCCAGCCAAAACCCCUGCAGCCAGGGGGAGAGCUGGAGCAACAUCCAAGACGGACAGAUCAGCUAAACCUUCCAGCAGCAGUGCUAAACCCCAGCUCCCUGCCAACAAGUCAAAACAGGACUGCCGUCCCAAUACUGUUGAGACAGCAGAGGAGCCUGAUGUGGUCGACAAAGUGAGUGUUUCCAGUCCAGUGAACCGCAGGUCUCAUAUCUCACGGCUGGGUCUGGCCCGCGCCCUCUCCCGCUCUGCAGACACUCAGGAACAGGCAAAGCAGCUCUACCAAGAGGUCAUCUCCAUGGCACCAGGGGUCCACGAUGCAUACACUGAGCUGGUGCAGCUGCUGGAGCCAUCAGACCCUCAGGCUGCAGUGGAGGUGUACUGCAGAUUCCCUCUGAAGCCUGUGGCUGAGCAAAGCUUCGACGAUGCCUUCAUCACAGGAGAGAUCGUCCGCAUGCUGAUGACACUGGAGCAGUACGACCACCCACAGCUGGAGGACAGCCUCGUAGCAUACGGCAAAGUCAUGGGCCUAAGUUGUAUAGACAAAUACAUCGACAUCUUGGAUGGGAAGUCCAUGAACAAGUUACUGAAGAGUGUCUAUGCAAGGAUCAAUGACAGACAGGAGGACGAUCAGGACCUACAGGAUUUCUUCAGGUUUAAAUGCUGGAUAUAAUAAUGCUUAACAAAUACCUGUAUUAAUCUUUGUGAAUGUUUAAGUUAGCCAGUUUGUAUUGUACUGUUUACCAAAAAGACUGGUGUUGCUGAUAAGAAACUUUGUUCAUAAAUACAGUAAUCCUCUUGCCUUUAUUUACUUAUUAGACAGAAGACAAAUGAGAAAAUCUUCUUCUCCAAAGGCACAUUUAAUUUGGAAAACACAGAGUUCUCAAUAAAAAUGACAUAUCAAAAGUGAAAACUUCAACAGUAGACAGAACUGGAAGCAACACAAAUCACCAAUAGUGCAACUAAAGAGGUGUUUCAGUGAGCAUCCAACAAAAAUGGAAAUAUAUUUUUUAAAAAUCAA